Messenger RNA from Prunus avium (sweet cherry), 2906 nucleotides. NCBI's taxonomy places the organism in Eukaryota, Viridiplantae, Streptophyta, Magnoliopsida, Rosales, Rosaceae. The record is from RefSeq and is a predicted model, not a curated record.
GCCUUGCUCUGCCUCGCUGCGCCUUGAAACGCCUCCUCACGCGUUCCCCGCGCUAAACGUGCAACUCGCGAAACAAACGACGCCUUGAGGCGAUUUGCUGCCGCCUCGCUCCGACACGCGCUCCGAUGCUCGCGAAGGCAUGCCUUUGAAAACACUGAUAUGAAUGACCUUUUUAUGCAAAUUAAUUCCUACUUUCUUUAUGGAGAAAUUAGAUAUUGCUACCAUCUAUGGAAUGAUUUGACACCAGACUCUUGCUGAGGAGCAAGUGCUGAAGUUACGAGGAUUUGCCGGACUAGGUUCGUCUCCGUGGUCGUGAAGCAUAUUUGCAGAAAAAGGGAUAUUAUCGAGGGCCAAGCACCAGGCUUGACGAAGGAUGCUGAAAGGUUCUUAGUUUUGAGCAAUAUUGAUCAUCGCUCGUGGAAGGAGCACUUACAGGCACUUAAGUUGGUUCAGCAAGCUGUGGGAUUAGUUGGAUGCGCACAGAGGGAUCCACUUAUUGAAUAUAAGCUUGAAGGCUACAAUCUUUUUCUUAGAGGUGAUGGCACAGAUAAGAAAAAAUGUUAUAUAUUCCAUAUACCAGGUAUCCGUGUCAUAAUUAUGUCGCGCCCUAUUUGAGACUACUAAGGCAGGCGGUGGACUGUUUCAUUAGGGAAGGGAAAAUGGGGCCUAAGCACGGCAGAUGUCGUACACUUGAGUGGUAAAGGAAUCCAAGGUCUGUAUUUGAUACGUGUUAUAACUCCGUUUCUUAAUCUGUAAGUCAUCUUCGUCUACGAAACAAAAAAACAGAGAGAAUUAAUCAAUCUGUGUGUGUUGAUUUUCGAUUGCAAUUUCAAUAUGAGGAAUUAGGGAUGAAGAAACAAGUGCUGCUGCAAGUGUGUUUCACUUUCACAAGGAUUCUGAAAGUAAUGGCUCCUCCUACUCCUACAAUUCCAACUUCAAAAACUCUUGUUGUCGGUCCUCCAACACUGCUCACAAGAAGAUUAAUGGCUUCCAACUCCAACGGUGACAUGGCCAAGAAGAUAUCCAUAUCCCCUAUUUGCUCCUCAUUCUCUUCCUACGGUGAUCCCUGCCAUGAUAUGUUUUUCCAGGUGACACAACCAGAAACACGCAGCGAUGAAGAGACGACCCAGCAGCAGCAGCAGAACUAGGCGUCCCUUAACUACCUGAAGACACUGCUGCCGGUGGCCUGGUCCCAUAAUCCCCUAACCACCCUCAAGCUCAUCUUCAAUCUCCAUGCCAUUCCUAGCAGUGGAAAAUGUUAUCCGGAAGGCUUCUACACAGCUGUGUUUUGGCUCCACCAGAAGCACCCCAAGACGCUAUUAUGCAACCUCCCCUCCAUGGCUGAUUCGUUAGGGGCUUUGUAUGUUCUUAUCGAGAUUCUCUACCGCCUUCUAGAACAAGACUAAGACGCUGCAAAGAGGCUCCACUGUGACCCAGACUAUCAGUUGUUACACGACCGGGCAAUGGAUGUCUUCGUAGAGAGGUUGAAGUCUGAUAUUGACAAAAUGAAGCAGCACAAGCUGAAUUUGAAGCCAUCGGAUUAUAUAACUGACGGUGAUGAUGAUGACGACGAUGAAGAUGAUAAAGAUGGUACUCUUGACGCCGCCGCUUAUGCUGAUCUUUUUGUUAGCGAGGCUGCAGGGUGUUGCGUUACCAAACAACCCCAAGACUCCCACGCUGCCCGCACCAUUUUUCUGUGUGAAAGCAUUGCGAGGAGGCUUUGCCCACCCAAAUCAGACCAACCAAAUCAAUCUUAUCAAUCAGAAGAGUGGGAGCGGAUCAGGAAUGAGGUUUUGGCGCCCUUGAAUAGGUACUGGAAGCGUCAAGGCAUGUUUAUUGGACGACAGCGCUCUGAAGUUAAGAUGUAUUUGGAGGAGGUGAAAAAAGCAGGAGGAAGAGGAGGCAAUUUGAGUGGCCAUGGCAGCAUAAUAAAGCAUGAUGCUAUGCUCCCAAAUGAGAUCAUACGCUAUGUAGUAGAAGAUGGGGAUGUCAGGGAAGGGGCUGAGCUUCAGUGGAAGGCAAUGGUGGAGGAUAUGUACCUAAAGCAGCAAAAGCAGGGGGAGGGUUUGGGAAAAUUUAAUAACUACUUGGCAGUGUGUCACAUCAGCGAUUACAAUGGCCUAACGCGCUUGGCGGUGAGUUUGGGACUUUUGGUGUCUAAACUGAGUGAAGAGCCAGUAUGGAAAGGAAAUGUGAUCAGUUCCGGUCAUUUGCCGGAUCAGCUGAUGCUGCAUUUGAUACAAGGGGAUGAUCUCAAGUCCAAGUGCGAGUUUAUGAUGAGGAAAUGCAGCAGGAACUUGGUAUCCUUUGUUGAUAAAAGGAAGGUAUUGGAUUUUAUUCUGGAAGUGGCUACGAAAGAGAACUUGAAGGCAGAGCAGAUGGUUAAGAAGGUGUUUGUGUUCGCUGACUACGGUGGAUAUGUUGGGGGUACAUCCUGGAAGACUCUGUAUGAGGCAAAACAGAGAGAGUUUGAAGAGAAAGGGUAUGGGGAUGAUGCAGUGCCUCACAUUUUGCAUUGGGAUAUUUCGUACCAGAAGAUGCCUCGUAUAGAAGAACAUCAUCCAGGGGUGACGCUAAUGAGUGGCGUCUCUGACAAUUUGGUCAAGUCCUUCUUGAACAACUGUGAGGAAAUUGGCCCGCACCAUCUGAUGGAAGCAGCCAUUGCUGACAAAGCGUAUCAAGCUCUCACUGUGGUCGACUGAGCUUCGAGCGUUGAUGAUCUAAUUAAUCUGAUGAUUCAUCAUCUCUCCAUCAUGAAUUAGCAGUAUCUUUAAUUUAGUUUUGUUUCACUUUUGCACUAAUAUCUUAGCCUAGCCAGUUCUUAGAUAGAUAUAUGUUUUAGAUUCCUGAUCACAUUUGAAAUCAUCAUCAUGCAUAUCAUUUGUUUAUUUAAUUUUAAAGUUGAG